AUAUACACAUGAGAUAAUAUGAAGGGUAAGCUUCUAAUGCUUUCUAUUUAAUAGAUUAUUAUAAACUUGUUGGGUUUAUGUGUGUUAUAUUUUAUCAUAUUUUAUACCAUCAUUUGUACUAACCCUCUAUAGCAGCGGAGGAAGCAAAGGAAAAAAGAAAUCAGAAGAACAGGCCAAGGACGGCAGUUUUGUCAUCUUCUUUCCUUUUCUGUAUCUUUUCCCACGCCAUGCUUUUAUAUCUUCACAUUUAAGCCUGCUUCAUACGUUAUAACCCCCCUCUGAUCACCACCUGUCCUCUUUCCCUCCUUUUUCCUUCAUCAUCAUCGUCAUCUUCCUUGACAAUGUCAACUCUUUCCCAUUCUAAGACUCUACCAUCCUCAGUUUCUCCAUUCGGGGCAACUGCUAUUGUACAAGAACAAACUAAGCUAUGGGUUGUACUCAGACCAAGCCAUUAAUGAAUUCACCCUCUUCCUCCAGUGGUCUUCAAAAGUUAAAGAUGGACAAUGGUUAUGUCAAAGGCGGUCCAAUUCCCCGGCGAUCAUCAUCGAUUAGCAGGCGGCAGAACACUAGCAGUGAUAGCAGUAGAGAUAACAGAGAAAGGAGACCGUCCGGACGACUGCCACAGAGUGAUGAUACUUAUGGUGGGGCGGUUGGCAGUCUUUCGAGAAGGGUUUCAUCUUUGAGAUUGUUUGGGGAUGAAGAAACCAUCGACGGCUGGCCCAAGUGGCUCGUUGAUAAUAUCCCAAGAGAAGCUCUUUCCAGUUUGAUUCCCAAGAGUGCAGACUCUUAUAUCAAGAUUGAAAAGGUCGGGGAAGGUACAUACAGCAACGUAUAUAAAGCCCGAGAAAAGGAAACAGGAAAGCUAGUUGCACUGAAGAAGGUCCGGUUCGAUACAUCAGAACCAGAAAGCGUAAAAUUCAUGGCUCGAGAGAUCACAAUCCUACAAAAGCUAGACCAUCCAAAUAUCAUCAAGCUUAAAGGAAUAGCCACAUCAAGAAUGCAAUACAGUCUAUACUUAGUCUUCGAAUACAUGUACUCCGACUUAUCCCGAUUAAUCACCAGACCAGACGAAACACUGACCGAACCUCAAAUAAAAAGUUACAUGCAACAAUUGCUUUCGGGUCUGCAUCAUUGCCACGAGAAAGGAAUUCUUCACAGAGACAUCAAAGGUUCAAACUUGUUGAUAGAUAAAGAUGGUAUGCUUAAGAUAGCUGAUUUUGGACUUGCAAACCAUUUCAGUACAAAGAGGAAACGUCCUUUAACAAACCGAGUCGUUACUUUAUGGUAUCGAGCCCCAGAACUUUUACUUGGUGCGACGGAUUAUGCUGUUGGGAUUGAUCUUUGGAGUGCUGGCUGCUUAUUGGCUGAGAUGUUUAUUGGAAAGCCUAUUUUGCCUGGAAGAACUGAAGUUGAGCAACUGCAUAAGAUAUUCAAGCUGUGUGGAACCCCGUCUGAGGAAUUCUGGAAGACGUUCAAGGUUUCGACAACGUUCAGACCGCCUCGAGAGUAUAAACCUAGUAUUCGUCAAACGUUUAGCGAUUUCCCUCCUAAUGUUAUAAGCCUCUUGAAUAUUCUUCUUGACUUGGAUCCUUCUUUUCGCGGUUCUGCAGGGUCUGCUCUUCAGAAUGAGUUUUUCCAUACAAGUCCAUUGCCUUCGGAACUUUCUGGAUUGCCAAAAAUCGAGAUAGAAGAUGAUGAUCAGGUGGAUGUAAGCAAUGACCUGAGAAGGAAUUCGAAGAUGAAACAAAGGUCAAGAACGCAUCGAGAGCGAAGGAGAAAGCUGGAAGAAGCUUCAGAUAAACCAAAUGAGGAUGAUCUUAAAAUGGAUCAAGAGAAAAGUGGAGAUUCAUCUGGCACAAAACAAACCACCAAUGAAGAGAUUUCAGAUUCAUUGUUGGGGAACUCGAGAAUUAGGAAGUUAUCACCGAGGACCGAAGAUCAUCCAAAUGGCACCAAGAACAUCAAGAACAGGCCUCCGUUACCAAAUGGCAAAGCAAGAAAUUCAUGGCGAGAAGGCGGUAGCAAUGCCAACGGGCGCAGAUUCAGCCAAGUGAGAAGAUCAGUUUCGGCAAGAGAUAUGCAGAAACUAGAACAGAUAAAUCUCAUCAGACCUCAUCAUGAUCAAAAUGAAGAUAAUUACUAGGCUUUUGAGAGAGCCACCAUGAAGAUCUAAAAAUGUUGUAACAAAUUUGUUUCACUAUUUUUUAUCCUUAUGAUUGAAUUAUUGAACUGUUGUUCCAUUUGAUUCCUAAUAAUAAUGUUACAAAAUAAAAUCCUUCCACAAAUGGAAAUAAUACACUUGUUCAAUUA
Messenger RNA from Impatiens glandulifera, 2310 nucleotides. RefSeq names its product probable serine/threonine-protein kinase At1g54610. Gene Ontology annotation, cellular component: cyclin-dependent protein kinase holoenzyme complex; nucleus. Bases 428 to 2143 code for a protein of 571 amino acids. Lineage: Eukaryota; Viridiplantae; Streptophyta; Magnoliopsida; Ericales; Balsaminaceae. Gene Ontology annotation, biological process: positive regulation of transcription elongation by RNA polymerase II; protein phosphorylation. The record is from RefSeq and is a predicted model, not a curated record. Gene Ontology annotation, molecular function: ATP binding; RNA polymerase II CTD heptapeptide repeat kinase activity; cyclin-dependent protein serine/threonine kinase activity. The transcript is spliced from 5 exons.